Penicillium atrosanguineum is the source of this 924-nucleotide messenger RNA. Its product is annotated as HpcH/HpaI aldolase family protein. The annotation marks the transcript as partial. Gene Ontology annotation, molecular function: aldehyde-lyase activity. The transcript has 3 exons. The record is from RefSeq and is a predicted model, not a curated record. NCBI's taxonomy places the organism in Eukaryota, Fungi, Ascomycota, Eurotiomycetes, Eurotiales, Aspergillaceae. Gene Ontology annotation, cellular component: cytoplasm.
AUGCAGCAGAAAGCCAAAAUGCUCAACACAAAGGACUACAAUGCCUUGAGCUUGGCUCAGCCCACUAAUUUCAAGGCCAUGUUGAACUCCGGCGAGCUACUCUGGGGCACUGGAUGCCGAAUCCCCCAUCCAGAAGCGGCGCGAGUUGUUGCUGCCACGCCAUUUCAUUUCUGUUUCUUAGACGCCGAACACGCGCCUCUUAACGCGACUUUACUCGUCAGUCUCAUCCGAACGAUCCAAUACCACUCAAAUGGCUCGAUGGUACCAUGUGUCCGGAUCCCGAGAUGCUCACCGGAACUAUACAAUUAUGCUCUGGGAGCGGGGGCCGGUGGGGUGGUCAUGCCUCACAUCCAGAAUGCUCAGCAGGCAGAGGAAUUGGUGCGCCUGUGUCGGUUUCCGCCACAAGGGGACAGGAGCUUUCCUCCAGCCGCUCUGAUUGGCGAUUUGCAGAAUCUAACGCCAGAAGGCAAAACGACGUAUAACGUGUGGAACGAGCAUUGUGCUGUGAUUUGCCAGAUUGAAGAUCUGGAGGGGCUGGAGAAUAUUGAAGAGAUCUGCAAAGUCCCCGGUGUUGACGGUCUGUUUAUCGGCACCGGCGAUCUACGCAUGUGCCUGCAAUUAGCCCAUGGGUCUCUCGACGGUGACGAACCAGUCUUUCUCUCUGCCCUUCGCAAGAUCAGGGACACAGCCAAAACCAAUAAUCUUCCAAUUAUGGGAUUCGGCAUCUCACCUUCCGGCGUGGAGCUUCGGCUCGAAAUGGGUUGGAAUGCAUUCAUCAUCCACGGGGACAUUGAUGCCAUAUGCACAUCGGCGGUUCAGUCUCUGCAGACAUACACCAAUUCUGUCUGUGAAGCUGGAUCUGUCUGUGAAGCUGGAGCCAAUGGCCAUCAACGCGGGCAAAAUAAUAAUGGUGCUCCGGCUCUU